Molecule: messenger RNA, 1738 nt
Organism: Gallus gallus (chicken)
Lineage: Eukaryota; Metazoa; Chordata; Aves; Galliformes; Phasianidae
Gene: QRFP
Product: pyroglutamylated RFamide peptide
Exons: 1
Coding region: 464-994 (176 amino acids)
Molecular function (GO): orexigenic neuropeptide QRFP receptor binding
Source: RefSeq, a predicted model, not a curated record
GCUGCCCAAGGUCACCCGGGCACCGCUCAGCCCCAUAAAGCAGAGCGAUGACUGCGAGCUCCUUCCCCUGCACGCAUUAGCGGGGCGCUGCGGGUGGGACCUGCACACUGAGAGCUGAGCACUGCUCAGGUGAACGCACUUAAGUCCUCCCCGCAGUGCUGCUAAGAGGAGCACGCGGCUGCAGCUCCCAUCAGCUGCUCCCAUCAGCCUGCCCCGUUAACAGCCCCGCGCAGCCAACCCGAACCGUGCCGGGCCUGGCAGCGGACCAGGGGAGGGACUGCAGGGCUGCAGGCAGCGAGCGCUGCGUGUAGAGAGGAAGGGAGAGGUCAGGAGGAGAAAAGAUGCAGAGAGAACAGCUGGGUGAGGGUUUGUAGGGCUGCGGGAGGGGUAUUCUGGCUGCUUGAAGGGUGCUGCAGCACAUACAUGGGUAUCUGCCCCAGAGCAAUGCUGGUACAUAGAAGGGAUGCUCCGUAGCAGGGGAUGCUCAGGAGAGGGAAUGCUCCAUAAAGGGAACGCUCCCUGGGUCAGAUGCUCCAUGGAAGGGAUGCUCCAUGGAAGGAAGCCCUUGACGCCCCCAAGGAUGCUGAGCGCUUUGCCAUCUCUCUCCUUCCCUGUGCCCCCCCAGAUGAGAGCACCCUACUCGCUGACCUGCCUCAUCCUGCUGAGCCUGGGGGCCUGCUGCCCACCCCACGAGCACCACGAGCCCCGACACCCCGAGGAUGUGCUGGAGCCGUGCUGGCGAGGAGCGGUGGCUGAGGCUGUGGGUCCCUGCGGGUGGGCGGCCCCAAUGCGGCGGCGAAGCGAGGAGCUGGGCGCACUGCUGGGCAUUGCCCGGGUGCUGCGGGGCUACGGGCAGCAGCACAGUGUGGGCCCACGGGGACGGCCGGAGGGCUCCGAGAAGCGCGGAGGUGGCGGCACGCUGGGGGACCUGGCUGAGGAGCUCAACGGCUACGGCAGGAAGAAAGGUGGCUUCGCCUUCCGCUUCGGGAGGUGAGGGCUGCGGGGUGAGCUGCAUCCCCACCACUCCUGAUGCCUCGCUGUGGAGCAAAGGAUGCAGUGGGGUGGCUGCUGGGGUGCCCCGGGGAGGGGAGGCACCGUGUUUGCUUUGCACUCAGUCCUGCCCCACAUCUCCCAGCCUCAGAGAUGGAAGAACAGGAGGGAGCCCUGCAUCCCUUCCUCGGGGACGUGGUGGGUUGGCCGGGUGCCGGAGCUGUGCGUGCCGUGCUGGGACGGCUGUUGGAGACACAGGGAGGUGCACUGCAGGGCUGCAGCGGGGUGAUGCUGCAGUGACAGUCCCCACGGGGACAGCCCAAGCGCGGCCGUGGGUGUGGAGCAGCGCUCUGCGCUCUCCUUCCUAUUAACGAGAAGCCCCUCCGGCAGCAAAUUCUGCUUAGUGUCACACUGCCACUUGCAUGAGUGAGCUUCUGUGUGCCAACCCAGACACAGCAGCGGGGCUGGAGAACAUCUUACCUCUAAUACAUCCCCAUGCGAGCACGCAAACCUGCCCCGCACCGACCCGAUGCAGCCGUCCCCAGGGGGUGGCACAGCGGUGACCGACCUCCAGCAUCCUUGUCCCCUCCUGCCCCCCCCUACACCCUCCCAUCCAGCCCAGCACUGCAGGAACACCCGGUGCAGAGAGUCCGGAAGAGCCCCGGGUGCCACAGUCCUGAGCUCCGGUGCCAAAGGCGCAGCAGUUUGGGGAAGAGCCCCCCCAGCAGCCCCACAGCCAUUCUGCCUU